UAUAAUCGGGACUGACCAACAGUUCUUCGCGCCACACCGCAGUAUUCAUUUUGCGCGAUCAACAAUAACACUGCAGUGAUAUUACGGUGCAUGGUGUGAUUAAAAUUUGAUUUUUCCAACAAAAUCUUUAACAGAAAAAUGAAGACGCAUUGGAGAGUGAUAAUAUUAUUUAUGUGCGCUGUAUGCGCGCACGCUACUGAAUCACAAGAAACAGUUGCUGAAGAGCCCCCUGAGGGGUAUUACGCCUUCGUGGAGUCUCCCAAUGCUGAGCCUCCACGAGUGCGACCUCCACCCUACACCCACGCUCCGACAGACUGUAGGGAGGACGACACUAAAAGCCCCCAUGCGUCCGCUUUCAACUUAUGCGGGGAUUUAAACAAGGGAACAAUUCCUAGAAAUCCGAUGGGUCAGAAUGUUUUAGGGUCGCCGUAUCCUUUUGAACUGAUAAGAAACAUGACCUUGAAAUAUUUAAGUCGAACAUUACCAAUUCUGAAGGCGGACGAAACGUUACCGAAAGUUGCGCAGCUCCAAGAUGACCUUAUUUCCCAAAAUACCAUAACACCGUUCCAAAACAGCAACGAUAGGGUUAAAAGGGAAACAAAAACGAAUCAAAAACAAGAAAAGAAAGAUGAAACGCCCACUAACUCCACUUCUCAAGACAACAAAGACCGCAAAAGUCGCAAAUUUUGCGACCAAGGGGGCAUUUUCUGCAUGUUAUACAAAGCCAUCAAUGGGGAAUCGUAUUCUUCACCCAAUGUAGUCCAAUCUUCGCACCUUCCUGUUGAAAGAAGAGACGAAAUAGCACAACCCCGCUACGAGGGACCUCCCACCCCAUGCCCCGCUAAAGUUGAAUAUGCUACCCCAGUCUUCGCUAAGAAUUAUCAAGGAGUUUGGAGAUACGUCGUUCAAAUACCUUACGAAGGCUAUUUUACCCAAACUGUCGAAGUUACAAGGUGUCUCCAAUCGCGAUGUCAUUACUUGGAUGGUGGUUGCUUGUCUUCGCCGCGAUGGUCAAGUCUUUUGGUUGCAGAGAUUUAUUAUCCCGACACGGUUUUAAGCAAUAGUGACACUGCGAAUCCCCCUAGAAGUCCUGUGGCGGCGUCUCAGCCUCCGUCUGUACAAGAUUUCCAGAAUUACCAGCAGUAUUUGCACAAAAGGGCCGGACUUCAAGCCGCCCCUGUCGACUCCUCGACCACAACUAGACCCACCCAUUGCGACGGAGUAGACGCCCUUGGUUGUUUCCAAGUGCGGCUCUAUUACGACUGGUUCUUAAUUCCCGGUUCUUGCAAAUGUUGGAGACCCGAUUAUUUUAAUAAAUACGUCAGGAGGAAAUCCUCGGCUGAACUUUAAUUUUUCAAGACUGUAUAUUAGAUGAUUGAAAAGGGGGAUUUUUAUUUCAAAAAGUGUAGUCUAGUCUUCGAUUUUUGGGGGAGAAGGGUUUAAACCGGCCGAUACAGUUUGAUUUAAAAUCCCCUUUUUGUGAUAUGUCUCCCAAUUUAAGUGACGAGAGUGGAAAAAGCAUUUUAAUAUAUUUUUAUUUAUUUGUUACGAUAUAUUCCACCGUUACAGGUUUAAGAUUUGCACAUAAUUUAUGAAUAGGCGAUAGUAAAUAAUGUCAUGAAAUAGAGUAAUUUGAUAAAAAAUUAAAUUACUGUGUUUCACCAAAGGGUUAGGUAAUGGACGUGUAAAAUUUUUUGACAUUGUACAAAAACUGUGUAAAAAUUUCCUAGAAAUAUAUCCUUCAUCACA
Molecule: messenger RNA, 1749 nt
Organism: Tribolium madens (black flour beetle)
Lineage: Eukaryota; Metazoa; Arthropoda; Insecta; Coleoptera; Tenebrionidae
Gene: spz6
Exons: 6
Coding region: 139-1350 (403 amino acids)
Biological process (GO): central nervous system formation; innate immune response; regulation of Toll signaling pathway
Cellular component (GO): extracellular region
Molecular function (GO): growth factor activity; Toll binding
Source: RefSeq, a predicted model, not a curated record